Molecule: messenger RNA, 273 nt
Organism: Coniophora puteana RWD-64-598 SS2
Lineage: Eukaryota; Fungi; Basidiomycota; Agaricomycetes; Boletales; Coniophoraceae
Exons: 2
Coding region: 1-273 (90 amino acids)
Source: RefSeq, a predicted model, not a curated record
AUGGUGGGGCACACUCCACCCAGGUGGCCUUCUGGGACGGCCACGGUGCGACAGCACCCUACUACACAGCCACCCGCGUGCCCUCACCACACGUGGCCGUCCGGGACGGCCACCCGGCACACACGCUCCCAAACACCUGUGCCGAGCAUCCGCGCCGCUCUGUUCACACGCGGCCCUCCGGGACGGCCAUUCAGCAUGUCACAUAUACAACCAUUUCACUCCACCACAUGCAUGAUUGUCGUCACCACUAAGACAUGCAUCACGCACAUGUAG